This is a messenger RNA of Loxodonta africana (African savanna elephant), 1911 nucleotides long. It is a transcript of the gene DHFR, whose product is annotated as dihydrofolate reductase. NCBI's taxonomy places the organism in Eukaryota, Metazoa, Chordata, Mammalia, Proboscidea, Elephantidae. Gene Ontology annotation, biological process: tetrahydrofolate biosynthetic process; dihydrofolate metabolic process; folic acid metabolic process. Gene Ontology annotation, molecular function: NADP binding; dihydrofolate reductase activity. The record is from RefSeq and is a predicted model, not a curated record. Bases 177 to 746 code for a protein of 189 amino acids. The transcript has 6 exons. Gene Ontology annotation, cellular component: mitochondrion.
UCCGCAGGCGCGAGCACGUCGCGACCCUGCCGUGUUGCGGAACGGGAGGCGGGCUCGGGGGCGGGGCCUCGCCUGCACAAAUGGGACGAAGGGGCGGGGUGCCCACAGUUUCGCGCCAAGCUUUGCCCGGACUCCAGGUGUGAGGGGCCAGCUCGGAGGGGUUUACUGUUGCUAUCAUGGUUCGUCCGCUAAACUGCAUUGUCGCUGUGUCCCAGAACAUGGGCAUCGGCAAGAACGGAGACCUACCCUGGCCCCCGCUCAGGAAUGAAUUCAAGUAUUUCCAAAGAAUGACCACGACCACAACCUCUUCAGUGGAAGGUAAACAGAAUUUGGUGAUUAUGGGUAGGAAGACCUGGUUCUCCAUUCCUGAGAAGAAUAGACCUUUGAAAGAUAGAAUUAAUUUAGUUCUCAGUAGAGGACUCAAAGAACCCCCACAAGGAGCUCAUUUUCUUGCCAAAAGUCUGGAUGAUGCCUUAAAACUUAUUGAACAACCAGAGCUGAGAAAUAAAGUAGACAUGGUUUGGAUAGUAGGAGGCAGUUCUGUUUACAAGGAAGCCAUGAACCAGCCAGGCCACCUGAGACUGUUCGUGACAAGGAUCAUGCAGGAAUUUGAAAGUGACACGUUUUUUCCAGAAAUUGAUUUAGAGAAAUAUAAACGUCUUUCAGAAUACCCAGGUGUUCUUUCUGAUGUCCAGGAAGAGAAAGGCAUUAAGUACAAAUUUGAAGUAUAUGAAAAAAAAGAUUAAUAUGAAGGCAUUUGUUGAUUUAUUUCAAGUUGCUCUCUUCCUCUCCAAAAAAUAUGUAUUGUAACGUUAGAGAAAAAAGACUUCAUUGACUUUAGAUCUAUGGAUGAUUGUUUCUAAGCAGCAUUUUUUUGUUCAUUGUUUGUUUUUUCCUCCAUUGCUCCUAAACAGGCCAUAUCAGAUACCAUUUAUGACAUAUCUCUUGUUAUAACUACUAAAUGUAGUUAAAUCCCUCAAGGGCCAGAAUUGGGUCUAUACCCGAGACAGCCAAAAGUGAGAGAGUCCCCUGGUAGCAUGAAUUGAAAUCAGGGCCCAUAGAGAUCGGAGCUAGACAGAUUAAAUGGUGGAAAUCCAUUACAAAUAGAAGAGCCGCAACUCAGAUUUUAAACAAAAGUUGUAUUAAAAUAGGGACUGUGAAUUAUUCUGAGUAAAUCAUACUUCUGAUUAAAGUUCUGUUCACUUAGACAGGGUAUCAGUGAGUUGAGAACUCCAGUAUAUUCAGUAGGGACAGUAAAACAGCAGGUAGGAGGCUAACUUUUUGAUGAUAAAAAGAGAAAAAAGGUCUGAGACCUUUAAAAAUUCUGUUUUUGAUCUUUGGUGAAAUUCCAUGGGAUGUUGCAAUGAUAGAACAAGAAUAGUCUGCUCUUUUCCAAAAAAAAAAAAAAAAGGAAUCUAAUAGCAAGCAUAAUGAGUAAUGAGUUAAGAAUAGAUAUUGCUUGAAACCAGAAUUAGUAAGUUAGAAAGUAAACUUCACGAAAUGAAAAUUAUUUUUCACCCAUUGUGUUGGCAAAGGUUAAUUAUUAUGAUAUCCAAAGAAAUAGCUUUUUUCUGUAUUGUAAAUUGUUACAACCAUUUUAAAGUAUAAAUUAACAAUAUCAAAAUUCAAAUGUUCUGGUUUUGAACCCAGAAAUUCCACUUCUAAAAAUCAAUUUGGAACAAAGAGAUGGGCUCAAGAAUAUUUACUGAAGCAUUUUUUAAAACUUGGAAAUAGCCCAACAUGUUAAUCAGUAAAGAAAUGAUCAAUCAUUGUAUCUUUAAAAUUUAAUAUUCUGCAGCAGUUAAAAAGAAUGAGAUACUGACAGAAAAAUGCCAAAGACUGCUAAGUGAAAGAAGCAAAUUGUGUACAGUGCCCAGAAUUUUUAAUAAAUAUUAAUAUGUGUAGAAAAAA